Messenger RNA from Nyctereutes procyonoides (raccoon dog), 3208 nucleotides. It is a transcript of the gene SULT1E1, whose product is annotated as sulfotransferase family 1E member 1. Gene Ontology annotation, biological process: sulfation. The coding region runs from base 199 to 1086 and encodes 295 amino acids. Lineage: Eukaryota; Metazoa; Chordata; Mammalia; Carnivora; Canidae. Gene Ontology annotation, molecular function: sulfotransferase activity. Gene Ontology annotation, cellular component: cytoplasm. The record is from RefSeq and is a predicted model, not a curated record. The transcript is spliced from 9 exons.
GAGGUUUUUCACAUUUCUGUAUGAAUGAGCAUGACUCUGAUUAAAUGCAUCAGCAGGAAUAAAAGCUCAUCAGAAACAUUCCAAAUGCAUAAGUGAUGCAUUUUGGUGGCCUAAAACCUGAGUGGAGAUCGAAAAAAACUAAAUUGGAUCACCCAGUAUUUUUUCCCAGGAUCAUCUGGACAGUGCACCAUCCUUAGGAUGGAGCCUUCCAAACCUGACUAUUGUACAUUCUUUGGCAAAAUCCAUGGAAUUCUAAUGUAUAAAGACUUUAUGGAAUAUUGGGAUGAUGUGGAGACAUUCCAGGCAAGACCAGAUGAUAUUGUCAUUGCCACCUAUCCCAAAUCUGGUACAACCUGGGUUAGUGAAAUUGUAUACAUGAUCUGCAAAGAGGGUGAUGUGGAAAAAUGCAAAGAAGAUGUCAUUUUUAAUCGAAUACCUUAUUUGGAAUGCAGAAAAGAAAAUCUCAUGAAUGGAGUAAAACAAUUAAAACAGAUGGCAUCUCCUAGAGUAGUGAAGACCCAUCUGCCAGUUGAACUUCUUCCAGCCUCAUUUUGGGAAAAGAACUGUAAGGUGAUCUAUCUUUGCCGGAAUGCUAAAGAUGUAGUUGUUUCUUAUUAUUAUUUCUUUCGUAUGAUAACUGCUCAUCCAGACCCUGGAUCUUUUCAAGAGUUUGUGGAAAAAUUCAUGGAUGGACAAGUGCCAUAUGGUUCCUGGUAUAAACAUGCAAAAUCUUGGUGGGAAAAGAGAAAGAAUCCACAUGUGCUAUUUCUUUUCUAUGAAGACAUGAAGGAGGAUAUCAGAAAAGAGGUGAUAAAAGUGAUGCAAUUUCUUGGAAGGCAGCCAACAGAGGAGCUUGUGGACAAGAUUGUGCAGCAUACUUCAUUCCAGGAGAUGAAGAACAAUCCAUCUACCAAUUAUACAACAGUACCAGAUGAAAUCAUGAACCAAAAAGUUUCUCCCUUCAUGAGAAAGGGGAUUGCUGGAGACUGGAAGAAUCACUUUACUGUAGCCCUGAAUGAGAAAUUCGAUAUACAUUAUGAGCAGCAAAUGAAGGGGUCUACACUGAAGCUAAGAACUGAGAUUUAAAAAGGAUUUUCUUAAUAUACCUAAAAUUAAAUAUAUCUAAGAUUUCUUCUCAUAUCCUUCACUUUUUUUCAAAUUUUAAAUUGUUAGGUGCUUAGGUGGCUCAGUAGCUUAAGUGUCCCACUCUUGAUUUUGGCUCAGGUCAUGAUCUCAGGGUAAUGAGAUCAAGCCUUGCAUUGAGCUCUGAGUGUGGAACCUGCUUCAGAGUUUCUCUCUUUCUCCCUCUUCUCCUGUCCAUCCCCCCACUUGUGCUCUCCCUCCCUCUUUCUCUUUCUCUACAAAAAAAAAAAAAUCGAUUGGUAGAGAACUAUAUAAAGGAUCAUGAUCAGAUUCACAUGAUUAUUAAGAUGCUCAUAUAAAAACAAGAAGUUUUUUCCGUUAUGAUUUUUUUUCAAAUAUUACACAAAUCUCUAAUCUAUAAAUUAUUACAAAUCUCUGAUUUAUGUGAAUGAUGUAGGAACACACAGAUAGUUUGAAUUGUCAGAAUCACACUCCAAAUUCUUUAUUUUUGUAGUUACUUUUUUCCAUUUAGUAACACAUUUAGCAUAUGCAUAUAUUUAUAUAUACAUAUAUGCACAAAUAUAUAUAUUAAUAACUGUGCCUGAACUUUGAAGACCUUGGGAGAAAAAAUUAAAGAAUAAAUACAUUUGGGGUAAUAAUUAUACCUACUAUUUCCUUCUUGAUAUCCUUUCAUUUUCUGCAAACUGGCUUAAUUUGGAAUUUACCUUAGUCUAAUAUAAAUUUGGACAGAACAGAUUUCCAGAUGUAUAUCAGUAAUCCUAGUGAGUACUAUUUAUGCUUGAAUAUCUUGAGAGAUAUUUAUGCUCCAGAGGUCCUUUUCUCCUAUAUGCAAUGUAAUGAAUAUAAGUUCGGUAAAGUUUUAAAGAAUGUGAUAUUUGCCUGUAAAACAAAGCAAAAACAAAAGUAAGAAGAGGAAUUAUUAUUUUCUAUUUAAGCACUGCUGUUUUGGCUUGUGUCUCCUAUUUUUCUGUAUUUUAUUGAUGAUUUUUUCUAUAUUAUGCUUAUUAUAACACUCAAUGCUUCCUUUCUCUAAGUUGGAAGACACACAAGAUUGUGAAAAAAAAUCAGUGUCUUUAGAAUAUUACAUCUUUUAUUAUUAAAUUAAAAGAUAGAGAUAAACUGAUAGGAUUUGUGCUCUUAUUCCUUGAAGAAAAAUUUAGGGAUUUCUCAGCACUCUGCUCAAUAAUUAUAAUUUUUCAGAAUCAAAGCAAUUUUUUAAAAAAAUGUGUAACAGUUACACAUAAUGCAAAAAUUGGAGAAUCUCAAAAACUAUUAGGAUUUGGUUGGGGUGGGAUGUGAGGUAGAAUUUCAGUCUAUAAAAGAAACAAUUGUUAUUAUUUUUUAAAUAUCUAUUCUGUCAUGGUUGUUUUUCAUUUAUCAUUAUAGUUUAUAAUAACAGCUUUUUAACUGUGUAGUUUGUAAAACUAAUUGUUGGUCUUGCCUACGUAUUAAAACUAAACAAGAAAAAACUCAUGUAUCUUUCUGACUUUAGUUCUUUAGUGAACCAAUGUAUUCCAAAUUGGCCUGACUGAAAUUUGGACCAAUCAUAUUUCCCCAUAGCAUGUCCAGAAAUAUUUGUGACUUUCUUGGAGAAAGAAAGAGACUAGGAUCUGCUUAAAAUUCAAAUAAGAACUUAAAACCCUCUGAGUUCCUUUGUUGUCUUCCCUACCUGGACUUAACGUCUGUGUGAGCUGGAGACAGUUUAGAGCCUUGGACAGCAUCAUGAGGUGGGGUUACAAGGGUAGCCAUUGUAGCUUUGGUUCUGUGCCUCCAGGAAAGCUAGAAAUGUCUGAUUAUCUUAGUCUUUAAGGCUUCCCAAUAAUUAAAUCUCUAGAACAAUAUCUUCAGGACAAGUGCUAGAUUUUUAGAAACACGAAGGCUUGUUGACUGAUUGAUUAAUACCAUGUUGAGACCAGAAAGUGUUUAGUAAGCAUUUACUUAUGAGUAUUUUAACUGCAUAUAACUUGAACCAUGCCACAGAGUUCCUUUAUGUGACUAAAACACCUGAGAAUUCAAUUUGGACAACAAAAUAAAAAAUAGAAUAGUACUAGAUUAUAAUCCACAUAGAUAUAAAUAUCUACAAAUCCAUACUGAUAUAAAUUAA